Messenger RNA from Cladophialophora immunda, 1007 nucleotides. RefSeq lists its product as uncharacterized. Gene Ontology annotation, cellular component: U2 snRNP. Gene Ontology annotation, molecular function: U2 snRNA binding; protein binding. Gene Ontology annotation, biological process: mRNA splicing, via spliceosome. The record is from RefSeq and is a predicted model, not a curated record. The coding region runs from base 77 to 823 and encodes 248 amino acids. NCBI's taxonomy places the organism in Eukaryota, Fungi, Ascomycota, Eurotiomycetes, Chaetothyriales, Herpotrichiellaceae. The transcript has 3 exons.
AAACGUCAAAGUUGCGACCACUUUACUGCUACGAGGGAGACUGAACCAACCCGAAGCAACUACACCCGCAGCAGCAAUGAGGCUCGCUGCAGACCUCAUUCAUAACUCCCUAUCAUAUCUGAACCCUCUCAAAGAGCGUGAACUCGACCUCCGAGGCCAUAAAAUCCCCACCAUCGAGAACUUGGGCGUUGCAGGCCCGCAAGAUGCAAUCGACUUCACCGACAACGACAUUACCACCCUCUCCAAUUUCCCCCUCUCUCCCCGAUUGAACACGCUCCUGUGUGCACGAAAUCGAAUACAAAGCGUGGACAAGAGAAUAGCAGAACAGAUACCCAACCUGACAACGCUCGUGCUGACGGCAAAUCAUGUCAAGGAGCUCGCUGAUCUGGAGGGUUUGGUCGCCUGCGGAGCGUUGACUCACUUGAGUUUAUUGGAAAAUCCGGUAGCAAAGAAAGAGCACUACAGACUCUAUCUCAUCUGGUCGAUCCCCUCGCUGCGGUUCCUCGAUUUCCAGAAAGUGCGACAAGCAGAACGAGAGAGCGCAAACGAGCUGUUUGGCUCUGCCGAAGCACCCACCGAAUUGGCCACGAAGAUCAAGGGGCUGAAGAGCCGGACAUUUGACGUUUCUACAGGUGGUGUCAAUGGCAAGGCGACCGCGGCACAAAAAGGUGUCCGGACGAGGUUGACCGAGUCAGAGAAGAAGAGAGUGGAAAUGAUGAUCCAGAAUGCCAAAAGCUUUCAGGAGAUUGAACGAAUCGAGAGAGAUCUCGCGGAGGGCAGAAUACCUGCUGGUGCAGCGGAAGCCGACAGGAUGGUUUCCUAAGACCGCUGCUUUGCAUGUAUCACAUGGAAGGAAGAAUCGGGAGGUCCUUCGAUGGGACCCUUGUAAACGGACAAGGAGUAUCAUUGUGGAGCUUGCACAUUGAAAUGCGUAGAUUCACAACCCAAAGGCGGUCUAUUUCUAUUGGCCAAGGCGCGAUAUCAAUCCAAAGCAUUCAAACUUGAGA